UUCAACUAAUUUACCCUACAUACUCAAAUACUUUAAUUUUUUUGAAUAAAUUCGUUUAAAUUGUCGCGAUUUCGACCGUUGGACGUCUGUUAUUGUUUCGUUUUCAUCGAACGUUCGCAGAACAUCUGACAAACGUUACCAACCGCCACAGGCACGAGCUAACGUGUGACCGUGAAACCGUUGAGUUAACGACUCGCUGCCGGUUUGCCGCACACGCAUAAGCUGAAGUCUUCGCAGAGGGACAAGGUACGGCAGUUCAUGUCCUUCACACAGGCUGGGGAGAAGACAGCCGUGUACUGCCUCACGCAGAAUGACUGGAAACUAGAAGUCGCCACCGACAACUACUUUCAGAAUCCAGACCUGUACUGUAAGGAAUCGAUGAAAACGUCGGUAGAUCGGAAAAAGCUGGAGCAACUCUACAACCGCUACAAAGAUCCUCAGGAUGAGAAUAAGAUCGGUAUCGACGGGAUCCAGCAGUUCUGUGACGACCUCUCGCUGGAUCCGGCCAGCAUCACCGUGCUGGUCGUCGCGUGGAAGUUUCGCGCCGCCACACAGUGCGAGUUCACCAAGAAGGAGUUUCUGGAUGGCAUGACAGAGCUCGGGUGUGACAGCCCAGAGAAGCUGAAGGCCCUUUUGCCAAGAUUAGAGCAGGAGCUCAAAGAUAGUGGGAAGUUUAAGGACUUCUACCAGUUCACCUUUAACUUUGCCAAAAACCCUGGACAGAAGGGUCUAGACUUGGAGAUGGCCGUAGCCUACUGGAACCUGGUUCUGUCAGGACGAUUUAAGUUCCUCGAUCUUUGGAAUAGAUUCCUUUUGGAACACCAUAAACGAUCCAUCCCAAAGGACACGUGGAACCUAUUGUUGGACUUUGGUAACAUGAUUGCAGAUGACAUGUCAAACUAUGACGAGGAAGGUGCAUGGCCGGUCCUUAUAGAUGAUUUUGUGGAAUUUGCUCGACCGAUUGUAACAGGAUCAAAACGUAAAACUCUCUAAGUCCAAUCCCAGCUCUGGAAAUCCAGAACGUUGUUUCUUUUACAGUGACUUCAUAGUUUUUUUAAGACUUGUACAAACAAAAACAAAAAAAGUGAAAAUUGUAGACUUCAGAGAGAAGACAGAAGCACUUGAAACUGUCAGGAAACCACCUUUCAGGGAGCUGAGUGAAAAAUUACGAGAACAGCUGGCCGCAUUUUUUUUUUUUUUUUUAAAUCCUCGUGAGACCGAGGCGCCGCGCGGACUUCGCCAGAUUCACCUCCGUCGUCUCUUCUGCUGGACUCUCGGUAUCCUGGACGUCCCUCUGCUCUGCUCCGGGAGGAGCACCGCCUGUCAGGCCACAGCCCUGUAACGGAGGGCGGGGAUGGACGCAGCGCUGGGAGGAGGUUCACCUGCUGCGUGUACUCGAAAAAAAAGGGACUGGAGAGGAGAAAACUGUGUGUUUUAAAAAUACUUCCUAGUCAGCUUUGUUUUGUUAUAUGAAGCUCUGAGUGACUGUGCAAAGCUCCCAUGUCUUACUCUAACUUAUGGGACGGAGUGCUCACUACACCAGCACCAACAGAACUGUUGCAGUUUUUACUGUACAUACUGUAUCUAUUGGGACAGUUUACAAAGAGAGCUAUAUGAAGAAUAAUAUAAAUAUGUUCAAUUUAUAAAUGCAAAAGAUGAUUCUUUUAUGUACAGUAAAUGCUAAGAUCUCUAACGGGAUGCCUCAAUAUCGUGGAUGAUGAUGAUGAUACGCUGUUGGUUUAAUUAUUUAGGUGGAUUUGUCAUGUCAUGGAGUCGUGAGCUUCUCAUCGAAAGCAUGUUAAACACGUUGUACGUCACCUCGGGCUGGUUUCACAAACACAUUUUCUCUAAAGUAAAAGGCAGUGCUUUAAUUUAGAUAACCGAUAAUUGGUUUGUGGUAUUCAUUCAUCGGGAGCGGGGUCUUGAAUCCUCGAUGUAACGUAGUCGGUCCUCUCCACAAAGAUACUUUCUCUCCAAACUGUCGAGGAAAGAGUUUUAUCAGUCGAGCCCUCAGAGACGUCAAAGAUGCUAAAGUGACUAUCAAGCAGCAUUUCAAUGAAAAGUUACAGAUCCUCAGCAUUGCAUGGCACAUAUCCGUAUGUUAGAUCAGACGCCGGGACACUAAAGAGGGCGACGGCAGGACAACAAAGUAAGCCUUAAGAAUAAAAUAUCUCUGUUCAAUAUUUAUGUUUCUGUUCAAGCCCAUCUGUCCAGUGUUACUGAAGGUAGUGAAAAUUAGAAUAUAUUGUUGAUACAUCCUGUAAGUAGCCUAAGUAUAUUGUUCAUUUAAGAAAGAUGAAUAAAGCAUGAGUUUUUCCAUAAAGAA
Molecule: messenger RNA, 2326 nt
Organism: Larimichthys crocea (large yellow croaker)
Lineage: Eukaryota; Metazoa; Chordata; Actinopteri; Sciaenidae
Gene: dcun1d2a
Product: DCN1, defective in cullin neddylation 1, domain containing 2a
Exons: 7
Coding region: 259-993 (244 amino acids)
Biological process (GO): protein neddylation
Cellular component (GO): ubiquitin ligase complex
Molecular function (GO): cullin family protein binding; ubiquitin conjugating enzyme binding; ubiquitin-like protein binding
Source: RefSeq, a predicted model, not a curated record